UAAGAUUGAACCGAGGUUCUACCAUUGUUAUAUUCUUUAGUAAGUGUGGUACCCAAGUACGGCCCUGACGCCAACAUCAGUAGGAACAAACGAGUACAGCCCUGACCGAUUAGCGGGAAGCUGUCAAGUGAGGAUUAGGGAAGUAAACAACAGCAGAGUCAGUCUGAUCUGGAGUAGCGUGACGAGUGGUCGUAAGAGUACCACAUUGGCGACGAGGAAAAACAAGUGAUUUGUGAAUAAUUGAAAAGGGUGAGAGCUGCACUGCCGCUCGAAGCAAGUCCGUCCCAUUUAUAAUGUAAGCUCAGAACCUAAUUCGCCUCGCAAGAGAUAAGACCGCGGUAUCAAAAAGUACCACCGAGUUAUAGAUAUGGAAACGGACGAAUUCGGCUUCGCGUUGCACGUCGAUUCCUCUGAUGACGACGACGACGUCGAAGACGUCACAGAAGAUCCGGAACUCGCAGCAAACAUCUACGGAUCAACUCAGCUGUACCAGCUGAUUCGCAGCGGAAACCAGCGCCGAAUAGUUCAGCUGAUCGAUGCUUACGGAGAGGAUUUCGGCAAGGUUCGGAAGCACCUGGAGCGUAGGUAUCAGUGGGAUAAGGAAGACAAGAUAUGGUUGAAGAAGACGAUUCUGGUGGCUUGUAGUGAGGAGCAGUGUCGAGUUGCUAAAAGCUUGGAGAGUGCGGUGAUUGAGUUGGAUGAUUUGCGGAAAGCUGUGUUCGUGCUGCUGCAACAUCCGGUGAAUGAUGAAGAGGUAGCGAUUCUUCAUCCAGAUGAGACAAGCAGAUUAGCGGUUGCCCAGCUGAUCAUCCAGUUAAUUCCGAACGGAUUCCUCACUUGGAAGUGCAUCGCGUCAGGUGGAAAGAACGAAACCUUCAUGGAAGCGGCCGCGGCUUGUGGACUCCACGAAGUGAUCGACAAGCUGUACGAGCUGGGCGAUCCGAUCGCGAUCCCACAGCACUAUCCGUUGCUGGAGGCGCGUGGCUUCGAUCGGAAGGGCACGAUCCAGUGGCUGCUCACGAGGCACUUUGACAACUUUGACUGCACUCUCCGGGAUGCUUCCCAGCGCAACGCGCUGAUCGUGGCGCUGCAAAGAAACGAUCCCAAGAUGGUGGAGCUUCUGCUGGGGAAAAUGAUUGCCUAUCGAUGCAAGCACUACGGGGAGUCGGAAACGGAAGCGUUCAACAAGCUUUUUCGCUACGAAAGCAACGAGUCUGAUGCGUCGAUUUUUUCUUUUCUUUGGCGGAGUAAGCCUAUGUACGAGGUUGUUGAAAAAGCUGUAAUUCAGUACAAACUUGAUUUAUCCUAUCAAUACAAUUACAGUUCGAACAUAGAAAACCUCUUAGACGCUGAAAUUGCACUAGAGUACUGCUUCGCAGGAAUCCGUGCCAAUUCCGAACUACUCGGAAUCCUUACCUCAAAAAAUUGCUCAAUCCUGCACGACCUGCUGCGAAAAGGGCACGUUGACUUUCUCCGCGAAAUGUACCGCACUAGUCCCGAGAGCGAGUUGUGGCGCUAUAACCACGGCGAAUAGUGUCCAGGGCAUUCGUG
Messenger RNA from Culex quinquefasciatus (southern house mosquito), 1551 nucleotides. RefSeq lists its product as uncharacterized. NCBI's taxonomy places the organism in Eukaryota, Metazoa, Arthropoda, Insecta, Diptera, Culicidae. The record is from RefSeq and is a predicted model, not a curated record. Bases 368 to 1534 code for a protein of 388 amino acids. The transcript is spliced from 2 exons.